This is a messenger RNA of Rhodamnia argentea, 1497 nucleotides long. RefSeq names its product DNA replication complex GINS protein PSF1. Gene Ontology annotation, cellular component: GINS complex. NCBI's taxonomy places the organism in Eukaryota, Viridiplantae, Streptophyta, Magnoliopsida, Myrtales, Myrtaceae. The transcript has 6 exons. The record is from RefSeq and is a predicted model, not a curated record. Bases 327 to 1061 code for a protein of 244 amino acids. Gene Ontology annotation, biological process: DNA replication; DNA strand elongation involved in mitotic DNA replication.
UAUUUCGGGGAUCUCUGCAAAGUUCACCCGCCAAAAAUUGAAAACGCAUUUCACCAUCUUCACUCGAGCAUUCCAUCGCGUUGUCGGUCGAUUCUUUCUCGCCUUUUUCUCGCGCGCGAAGCGGAGAUAAGGAGGUGCUUUUGCUGUAUUAGCUUUCUCAAAGUACGAUCUUUUCAUCUUGAAUGAUUGUUCUCCCCUAGAUCCUGAAUCAAGAUUGCUUGUUUCGAGAGUGCUUGCGUCUGAGCUCAGAUCCGGAAGAUUUCCUGGGUAAACUGACAUUGGGUCGUGAAAUAACUGAAUUGUGAGCUUCUGGCGGCUAGAACGAGAUGUACGGGAGAAAGGCAAGCCAGUUGGUGAAAGAGCUCAGUAGCAGUGAAAAGGGGCAGCUCAAGCCUUUUAAUGACGACUUAUUUAAUCAAGUAAUCAAAGAAUGUAGUUCACAUCAUGUUGGGCUUCAGGCCUUGUUCAGGAAUAUGCAAGAAGAAGGCUUGGAUAUCCAAACAACCAGAAAUGCAGAUUUCUAUGGAGCACUGAUUCAUCAUCUUUCUCUGACUCGCAAUAAACGCUGCCUAAUGGCAUACAUGUACAAUAGAGCAGAUGUUAUACGGAGUUUGAGGUGGAAGUUAGGGCGCGUGCUUCCCAAUGAACUCGUUAUGAAGUUGAGCAACUCUGAGAAGGAGUUCUCUAAGGGUUACUCUGCUACUCUGGAUGCAUAUAUGAAUGAAAUGAAUCUGGAUUUGACAGUGGAUAUGGUGCCACCGAAGGAUCCGUACAUCCAGGUUAGAGUUCUUGAUGAUAUUGGUGAAGUGUUGCUCACUGACCGGUCUGCCAAUCUUGCUCGCUACUCAAUGCACUUUCUCAAACGAACUGAUGCUGAACAAUAUAUUUGUCAGGUUUGUUGUUCCCUCAAGUUGCUGAUAUUUCCUGGUCUCAUCAAUUCUUCCAAUCAAUCAGUUGCUCUGAUUCUGUUAACAGGGUUUAAUGGAGGAACUCUUGAGCUGACCAACGGAGUUAACCCAGUCCACGCAUUCUUGAUGGGCAUCCGCAGGCUCCCUAGCUGAACUGCACUUGCAUUAUGCCACUGCUAUAAGCACGAGCUAAGCAGUUGGUGGAAGAACAAGCAGAAGUGAGUCAGCCCAGAAUAAUGAUUAUCUAACCUGGUGAGACAGCUGGACAUAGUAGACAACACCCUGGAGAAAAGAUCAGACAUGAACACUGGUUUAACUUGCAGAAAUAAGUGUAAAUCAUUCUAGCAAUGAAGAUGACACACUGCCUAAUUUUUCUGCUUUGGCUUUCAGCAGAAGAAUGUUAGUGGCUUCUUAAGCUAUAGCAGUUAGCAGAACCCUUUUAAGAGCCAGCAAAAAUAUGAUCACCACAGACGUACAAAUACAUGAAACUUUGGAUGUACUUGAGAGUUCUGUUUUCAGGAUGGAUUACUCAAUAAUGGUGAACUAUUGUAUCUUUUCCAAAGGCUUUGUGCAAAUGAAUGAUUUUGGC